UGUGUAUGCACAUUAUUCAAUGCACCGCUAUCUGAAAGCGUUGAGUUGAGAUCCCAUUCCCUUUUGACAACAUGGCGCAAAGCAGCACAGCCCAGGCGACCGAGUGCCAGAACGGCGGAGAUUCCGUGAGAAGAGUGGCUCUAAUCACCGGUAUAACCGGUCAGGAUGGGUCAUACUUGGCUGAGCUUCUCCUGUCCAAGGGAUACAAGGUGCAUGGCAUCAUCCGGCGAUCAAGCUCUUUCAACACGGGGCGUAUUUCCCAUCUCUAUGGGGACACUAAGACGCAUCAGGAGAAAGACAUGAUACUACACUAUGGAGACCUGAUCGACAGUACUUCUUUAGUGAAGAUCAUCAGCCAGGUCAGGCCGACCGAAAUCUACAACCUGGGAGCCAUGAGUCACGUUAAGGUGUCCUUUGAGCUUGGUGAAUACACAGCAGACGUAGAUGGAGUGGGAACUCUACGCAUCCUUGACGCAAUACGAACAUGCAAUCUGGGCGACUCCGUCCGCUUCUACCAAGCAUCCACGAGUGAGAUGUUCGGUAAAGUCGCAGAGAUUCCACAAACUGAGAAGACGCCUUUUUAUCCGCGCUCUCCAUACGGUUGUGCAAAGCUUUACGCAUACUGGAUUACCAUCAACUUCCGUGAAGCUUACAAGAUGUUUGCCUGUAAUGGUAUUCUCUUCAACCAUGAAAGUCCAAAACGAGGUGAGACGUUCGUGACAAGGAAGAUCACAAGAGCAGUCGCCAAGAUUCAUCUCGGCCAGCAGGAAGUGGUCAGCCUCGGUAACAUCGACUCCAAGAGAGAUUGGGGCCACGCGAGGGACUAUGUUGAAGCAAUGUGGAUGAUGUUACAGCAGGACGAACCCGACGAUUUUGUAAUCGCUACAAAUGAGGCCCACAGUGUGCGGGAGUUUAUCAUUGAAGCCUUCAAGUGCAUCGGGGUGGACAUUAUAUGGGAAGGAUCUGGGGUAAAUGAAGUGGGCAAGGACAAGGCAACAGGUGUCGUGAGGGUGCGCAUUGAUACAAAGUUCUACCGCCCAACCGAAGUGGUAAGUUUCAAUUUUAACAAUUUUAUAGGCCGAGAAAGUACGUCGGACAUUGACAUGGCAGUAUUCCAUCUCGCCACGGACAGUACCCGCUUAUUCCCAAGGAUGGGGCAGGAUGAGAGAAGUCUUCGUCUCCAAGCAUCUCCCAGUUGA
Asterias rubens (European starfish) is the source of this 1199-nucleotide messenger RNA. RefSeq names its product GDP-mannose 4,6 dehydratase-like. The record is from RefSeq and is a predicted model, not a curated record. The transcript has 10 exons. Bases 72 to 1199 code for a protein of 375 amino acids. Gene Ontology annotation, biological process: GDP-mannose metabolic process. Gene Ontology annotation, molecular function: GDP-mannose 4,6-dehydratase activity. NCBI's taxonomy places the organism in Eukaryota, Metazoa, Echinodermata, Asteroidea, Forcipulatida, Asteriidae.